Carya illinoinensis is the source of this 1317-nucleotide messenger RNA. RefSeq names its product amino acid permease 3-like. Lineage: Eukaryota; Viridiplantae; Streptophyta; Magnoliopsida; Fagales; Juglandaceae. The record is from RefSeq and is a predicted model, not a curated record. Bases 1 to 1317 code for a protein of 438 amino acids. Gene Ontology annotation, cellular component: plasma membrane. The transcript has 8 exons.
AUGCAUCAGAUUCAGAACAUUGCCACAAAUAACCAGCUUUCCGACCAAGGUCUGCUCCCACGACGCUGCAGCGACUCUGAGUCCGUGGACGACGACGGCCUCCUCCCAAAGCUAGCUGGGAACGUUGCACAACUUGGAUGGGUUGCUGGUCCAGCCGUGAUCAUCUUCUUCUCCCUCGUGACUUUCUAUACCUCCGCUUUGCUCUGCGCCUGCUAUCGUUCACCUGUCACUUCCAAGAGAAACCAUACUUACAUGGAUGCCAUUCGAUCCAACUUGGAUGGGGCAAAGGUCAAGAUAUGCUUGGUGAUUCAGUACCUGAACCUUCUUGCAGCAGCCAGCGAGUACACUGUUUUUGCAGCCCUAAUGAUGAUGCACGGAUAUCAGGAAUUGGUCUUGGCCUUGCUAUCGCUAAAGUUGCAGGUACGUAGGUGCAAGUUUUGUACGUUUUGCUCAAUUAUAUUACAAGAAAAUGGCCGAAACUUCGAUCGGAAUCUGACUGUAAAAAUGAACCUUGCAUGGUGUGUGCAUGGGAUAUAUUAUACUGAACUUCCAUUGACGGAUGGUAAUAACACUACGACUCCAGCCCAAAAAAUAUUGAAGAUCAUCCGAGCAGUCGGGGAUUUAGCUCAUGCAUACGAUUUAUCAGCCGUCCUUAUUGAGACCAUGUUAAAUAUAUCCCCACCAUUAGAAGCCGAGACAAUCAUGAAGAAGGCCACUCGACGUAGCCUUAUACUCACAACCUUUGUCUGCAUGCUUCAUGGUUGCUUGCUUUUUGCUGCUUUUGGAAAUAACGUAUCUCCUCGUGUAUUCCUCCUUCAUGGCUUCUAUAAACCAUAUUGGCAGCUUGACAUGAUAGCAAGUGCUGCCAUAGUAAUUCAAUUUUCUGGAGGAUACCAGAUCUAUUUGCUACCCAUUUUGACCAUGGUUGAGGAAGCCCUAGGAGAGAGAUUCCCGGAUAAUGAAUUCAUCACCAAAGACAUUAAAAUCCCGACCGGCUGCAAACUCAACCUCUUUCGACUGGUUUGGAGGACACUUUUUGUGAUCACAACCACUGUGUUAUCAAUGUUUCUAACAAUCUACGUCGACCUGCUUAAACUCGUUCAGAUUUUGGCCUUUUGGCCUAUCGCAGUUUACUUCCCAGUGGAGAUGUAUAUGGUGCAAAAGAAGAUACCAAAAUGGAGCAAAAGAUGGACUUGCCUUCAAAUCCUCACUGUCGGGUGGCUCAUUGUUACCAUAGCCACAGCUGCUGCCUCUAGUGUUGAUAUUUUUAGUACUGGGUCUAAUUAUUAUGAUCCCUUCAAGCCAAAGUAUUUCUAG